AUGGGUCGCCGAAGGUACAACAUCGCCAUGGUCAGCGACUUCUUCUUCCCGCAGCCAGGAGGAGUCGAGGCGCACAUCUACCAGGUCUCGAGCAAGCUCAUCGAUCGCGGACACAAGGUCAUCAUCAUCACGCAUGCCUACGGCAACCGCACGGGCGUUCGCUACCUCACCAACGGGCUCAAAGUAUAUUACGUGCCCUUCUUCAUCAUCUACCGCGAGGCGACCUUUCCCACCGUCUUCUCGUUCUUCCCCAUCUUCCGCAACAUCUGCAUCCGCGAGCAGAUUGAGAUUGUCCACGGUCACGGCAGCCUGAGCAGCAUGUGCAACGAGGCAAUCUUGCAUGCUCGUACCAUGGGCCUGCGUACCGUCUUUACCGACCACUCGCUGUUUGGCUUUGCCGAUGCCGCGAGCAUCCUCACCAACAAGCUUCUCAAGUUCUUCCUGAGUGACGUCGACCACAGCAUAUGCGUGAGCCACACAUGCAAAGAAAACACGGUGCUAAGAGCCUCGCUGGACCCUCUCAUGGUCUCCGUCAUCCCCAAUGCCGUAGUUGCGGAAAACUUUCGCCCACGCGACCACCCCUCCCACACUGGUGGCGACGCCGGCGGCAACACGCCGUUUGGCGGCCCAGAGCGCAGCCCUACGCGCAUCGGCCCCAACGACAUCGUCACCAUCGUCGUCAUCUCGCGCCUGUUCUACAACAAGGGCACGGACCUGCUCACCGCCGCGAUCCCGCGCAUCCUCGAGAACCACCCCAACACGCGGUUCGUCAUCGCCGGGUCCGGCCCCAAGGCUAUUGACCUCGAGCAGAUGAUUGAGAACAACGUGCUGCAGGACCGCGUCGAGAUGCUCGGCCCCAUCCGCCACGAGGAGGUACGCGACGUCAUGGUCCGCGGGCACAUCUACCUGCACCCCAGCCUCACCGAGGCGUUCGGCACUGUCAUCGUCGAGGCCGCCAGCUGCGGCCUGUACGUCGUCUGCACCCAGGUCGGCGGCAUCCCCGAGGUCCUGCCCUCGCACAUGACCACCUUCGCCAAGCCCGAGGAGGAUGACCUCGUCCUCGCCACCGGCCGCGCCAUCACCGCCGUCCGCGCCGGCAAGGUCCGCACCGACCGCUUCCACGACGAGGUCCGCCGCAUGUACUCGUGGGACAACGUCGCCCAGCGCACCGAGCGCGUCUACGACGGCAUCACCGGCACCAUCCCCGAGGAGGAGUUUUACGGCUUCGACACCGCCGGCUACAACGGCUCCCGCGUCCGCGACUUCGCCCUCAUCGACCGCCUCAAGCGCUACUACGGCUGCGGCAUAUGGGCCGGCAAGCUCUUCUGCCUCUGCGCCGUCAUCGACUACCUCUUUUUCCUCGUCCUCGAGGUCCUCCUCCCCCGCGAGAACAUCGACAUCUGCCCCGACUGGCCCCGCAAGCUGCCCAAGGACCGCCCGGCCAAGGCCAGGAACCGGACCAGCUCGUCGCAGGGCGGCGCCAAGCCCGACGUGGCCGUGCCAUCCUCACGAGCCGCAUAA
Molecule: messenger RNA, 1521 nt
Organism: Cordyceps fumosorosea ARSEF 2679
Lineage: Eukaryota; Fungi; Ascomycota; Sordariomycetes; Hypocreales; Cordycipitaceae
Product: phosphatidylinositol N-acetylglucosaminyltransferase GPI3 subunit
Exons: 2
Coding region: 1-1521 (506 amino acids)
Biological process (GO): GPI anchor biosynthetic process
Cellular component (GO): glycosylphosphatidylinositol-N-acetylglucosaminyltransferase (GPI-GnT) complex
Molecular function (GO): phosphatidylinositol N-acetylglucosaminyltransferase activity
Source: RefSeq, a predicted model, not a curated record